GAGCGGUGGCCGUUGGGGCGCGCGCGCGCUCGCGCUCGCGCCGGCGGCACCUCCCGUCCUCCGCCGUCCCCUCCCUCAGUCCCGCUCGGCGGCCGCCGCGGCAGCACCCGCGGAGCCGGAGCCGCUCUGGGUAGCGCUGCCUCAUCCUGCUCUUCCUCCUCAGCUCCGCUAUCCCCCGGGCACGAUGCAGUUUAUGUUGCUUUUUAGUCGCCAGGGGAAACUGAGACUCCAGAAGUGGUAUGUCCCAUUAUCUGACAAAGAAAAGAAGAAAAUCACAAGGGAACUUGUUCAAACGGUAUUAGCCCGCAAACCGAAAAUGUGCAGUUUCCUCGAAUGGAGAGACCUGAAGAUUGUCUACAAAAGAUAUGCAAGUCUCUAUUUCUGCUGUGCUAUUGAAGAUCAGGACAACGAACUAAUAACUCUGGAAAUAAUUCAUCGCUAUGUAGAACUUCUUGACAAGUAUUUUGGCAGUGUAUGUGAACUUGAUAUCAUCUUCAAUUUUGAAAAAGCCUAUUUCAUUCUGGAUGAGUUCCUUUUAGGAGGGGAAGUUCAGGAGACUUCCAAGAAAAAUGUUCUUAAAGCCAUCGAACAAGCAGAUCUUUUACAGGAGGAUGCUAAAGAAGCAGAGACCCCUCGUAGUGUACUUGAAGAAAUCGGAUUGACAUAAAUCUUCAGCUGAUGCCAUCUCAGUGUUUCAUACUGUAAAUGUUCACUGCCAUCAUUGUAAUGUUUAGCUAAUGGUGUAAGAUGCUGUUUGUCAGUAUUACUGUUUUGCUAAGCUGCUUCUUUCAGGCCUACAAGAAAAAAUACUUCUUUUUAAAAAGGGAACAAGAAACCGAAGUUCAAAAUUCAUAAUGAAAGGGAAUUAGAUUUAAAUUGACUCAGUGUCUCCCUUCACUGCAUUUAUAGGAAAAUUGCAUUUGACUUCGAUAAGUGUACUGUUUUUUAUAAGGAAACUUGACUUCAGGAAAUAAAUGUAUUAUUAUGACAUAGCAUAGCAUAUCUAAAUGAAAAGAAACUACACAGACAACUCCAAAUAUGAAAUGUCAUGGUGUGGAAAUUGUGUUUAUGCAACCAAAGAAUUUGUUCAUCUACAUUUUAGUCACCGUUUAUGAUAAUUCUGCUUAUUUCAGUUGUUGCAUAAAGAAUGGAAAUAUCUGUUAACUACUGAAUUUGUCAUUAUACCAAAGAAUCCUGCCAGGAUCUGCAUAUCAAACUGGUAAACACUGUUAAGGUGAUAACUGCUUUUUGCAAGAAAACUGCAAAGUGAUUCGCUCACUAGACAUGAGGGUGUAUUUUAGUGUAGCUACCUUGAGCAAAACUGUACAAAUUACUAUACACAAAAGGGAAUGCAUGGAGGAAAGAAGGAAAAAAACUCAAAUAAGGAAGCUGUUUUUAGGUCUGAUAUUAGCUUUCUCUGACCAUGAACACAGGAAAGGAGGUCAACUUUCUGACUGAAUAGAGGGAUUUGCAUGAUGAAAAUCAAAUACUUUCAAAGAUGGGGAAGACGGAGUUUUACAAAAGGGACUUUUUAUUAUUUUCUUUCCAAGUUUACCAAUUACUUGUAUUUUUGAUGUUUUAUAGUUAAGCUUCAAUGGGUGUAUAGGUACCUGUAGGAAAAAGAAAAGGCCACACUAAGUGUCAAUGUCAUUUAACUGCUUUUCUUGAUUUACACCUUAAACGUGGCACAUCCCUUAGGAAACUCCUGCGUGAUGUACAGUUGAACCAACUAAUUUGCAGUGAGAGCUCUUAGGUAUUAGAUUUGUAUAGUAUAUUCAUUGCAAAUGUAAACUGAUAUCCAGUAAUAUUUUGACACUUUGAGCAGACUUUCAGUAAUUAUAAACUAAACCUGCUUUGAUUGAGGAAAUUCCACUGACAUGUGGUUUUGAGGAGGUAGGGCUGCACUUGGGAGCUGCCAAGUUCUGCUGUGUGUCUUCGUGCUCCCUGUGGAGGGGGGAUCAUCCCCUCCCUCCCCAGGAAUCUCGCUCUAGGAGUUGUGGCUCGUUCACUGCCUAGUGCCACAUUUUCACAAAGCUUGGCUCUGGCAGUGCUGAUGGCAGCAGCACUUCCGUGGCCCGCUGGAGAGCUGGGCUGUGGGCUCGAUGGGAUCACAGUUAAGUGGCACCCAGCAGGAAAAGUGCAGUGUUGCCACUUUGAAGGCCCCUGAUCCAGAUCCCAGCAUAAAUGCUUGUGGCAACAGAAAGGCCAGCCAGGGCAGGGCUGUGUGUGCUGCUCCCGUGGCAGUACCGGGGUGGUGCCCGUGAACUCGGGGCAUUAGAAGUUGUCUACUUAUGCCCAUUCUAGGAUUCACACUUAGAGAUUCCAGAUUGCAGGAGACUUUUGUCCCAGGGCAUCUCCCCAGUGCACAGUGGGCAGGAAUAGAUGAGGGGUGAAAUCGCAGUGGAAUGACCCUGUGUGUGAGAUUGACUUAAAUUAAGGUAAUUUUACUUCAAACCAGAAGCAAUUUUAUAUGUAUUAAACAUGUUUUUAAAGUUUACACUGUCACUUGUAUGUGCUUGGCUGAAUUAAGCUUUCUUGUGAUUGUGACAAACUGUUUGACCUCUGUCUGUCACAUUGGUUUAGUUGUAAUAAAUGUCCAUUUUUACACCAUU
Molecule: messenger RNA, 2612 nt
Organism: Chiroxiphia lanceolata (lance-tailed manakin)
Lineage: Eukaryota; Metazoa; Chordata; Aves; Passeriformes; Pipridae
Gene: AP1S2
Product: adaptor related protein complex 1 subunit sigma 2
Exons: 6
Coding region: 185-667 (160 amino acids)
Biological process (GO): intracellular protein transport; vesicle-mediated transport
Cellular component (GO): intracellular membrane-bounded organelle; membrane coat; AP-1 adaptor complex
Molecular function (GO): clathrin-cargo adaptor activity
Source: RefSeq, a predicted model, not a curated record